This is a messenger RNA of Arabidopsis arenosa, 3483 nucleotides long. The record is from the annotation of a GenBank genome assembly. NCBI's taxonomy places the organism in Eukaryota, Viridiplantae, Streptophyta, Magnoliopsida, Brassicales, Brassicaceae.
AAUUUAACAAAGAGAAAUAUCAAUGGAUAUGCAUAGACGAAGCGAUAAUUAACUCCCUUCUUUUUACACUGUUCCCUCGCUUCUGUUCAUUUUUUUUUGACGCAUGUACCCCUAUAGCAUCAAAGGAGUCGUAUUUAGAUUAUAGGGCUGUAUCAUUGCAGACGAACCGAUGCCUCCGAUUCUGCUUCCUCCCCGGUUGAUAGCGUUUGGUCACGAACCUCGCGGCGAGAGGGUUAAUGUUUAUCAGAAGAUGAAAACCCUUUGCGCUAUCUUCAACGCUCUCGACGAUGGUGAACGGCAACAGUUGGAGGUGGCGAAGCCGAACGAGAUUUGGGUGCUAUUUGCCGGAAUUCCUAUUCGUUUUUCUUUGAGAGAGUUCAAGAUUGUUACUGGUUUACCUUGUGGAAAGUAUCCGAGUUUGAAGAAGAAAAAGAAGAAAGGCACUGCGGGGAUGACGAUUCCAUUUUACAGUAAGUUGUUUGGCCUUGAAGAAGAUGUAACUGUAGACCGGGCUAUUACGAUGUUGAAGAAAAGGAUUAUCUCCGAUGCCGAUAUGAGGAUCCGAUGUGCUUGCUUAGCUAUCGUCGAUGGUUUUCUUGUCCCUACCUCUCAUUAUCCUAAGAUUGUUAAAGCUCAUGCCGAAAUGGUUGAGGACGUGGAUGCAUUUCUCGCUUACCCUUGGGGCCGUCUCUCUUUUGAGAUGAUGAUUAAGUCGAUAAAAGAGAGGGAAAUUGAACAAUUGGCAAUUACUUGUUUUAGCGUUCAGGGGUUGGUAUACGCUCUGCAAUUGGUUGUCUUACAGGCAGCUCCAUCUAUUCAAGAUGGACCUGUAAUUGAUGAGAUCAUUGAGUCUGAAUCUGAAGUCGGCGAUGUCGAUGUUGAAGAUGCCCCUCGAGAGUCUGUCCCUUUCAAGCUAGGGAAUGCUAAAGUGUUGGAUAAGAAAUGCUCGAUUCGUGUUGAUACCAUUAUUUGUCCUGAUUUUGUGUUGGAUCCGGAGGAGGAUUUGUCUUGGUCUAAUGAUGAGGAAGAUGAGAAGGUCGAUAAUAUUCUAAUGUUUUAUGGUGAGGGUCUGAUUUUCAAGAAUGACAUGUUUGUUGGUGGAGUUAUCCCAUCCCAGUUGAAAUUAGCUUCAAAAAAACAAAAGCGUGGUGAUAAAUCCAAUGGUAGUCGUACUAGGAAAGCUGCCAAACUAACUAAAAACGGUGGUGUUAGGAGCAGACAAGAAAGACCUAUCCCUGAGGAAGGCGGGAGUUCAGGGGUUCCUUCGUUGGAGUCUAUUUCCCUUUUGUUGGAUGCCAAACUUGAUGGUCAGGCGGAAAAAAUCAUUGCCGCCGUGACUGAUUGGUUCACUAAAAACACUGUUAUUGAAGGCGAAACCUCGAAAGAGCCUGUCAGUGGGUCUACUCGUCCUAAGAAGGCUGCCAACAAUGGUGACGAUGGUGUUUCUAAUUCUGAUGGCCUGGGUUCCAAUGGUGGUAAUGAUGAUUUUGGAUUUGAUUCUCUUCGCCCCUCCCGUGGCCAUGCUCGGUCUCAUAGCCGCGAAGGAACUUCUAAUGUCGAGGCCACUGUGGAUGGAAUUUUAUCUUUCUACUCUGAGAAGGUUUCAACUGGUGUUGGUUGCAAGGAGGCGGGGCGGGAGAAUGCUCUUCCAAUGGAUGAAGAUAUUCUCCCUGCAAGCGAUGUGGUCCAUAAUUCCCAGGGCGUUAACAAUGUUACAGCUGAUGUUGUCCCCCCCACAGAAUGUGUUGUUGAAGAUAACCCCGAGGGCGGUAACAAUGUUACAGGUGAUGUUGUCCCACCCACAGAAUCUGUUGUUGAAAAUAACCCAGAGCCGGAGAACAUUGUCCCAAUGGAUGAAGAUCUCCCCUCCCCAGGUCUGAUCGAUGAUCCGCAGGGCGCUAAGAAUGUUGCAGUUGCUGUUGCCACCCCUCCCCAAGUUGCUGGUGAAGAUGAUUCUGAGGUUAGGGUGCUGACAAUAUUGCAGGCGCUGUUGAACCCACUCUCCAAGCUGGUGGUGAAGAUAAUUCAGAGGCAAGUUGUUACGUUCAAUGCUCUUAGCCGACAGGUGCCGUUGUGCCCCCCCCCCCCGCCUAAUGCUGUAGAGGAAAGCCAGGGUGUCCCUGCGUCGGAUGAUGGUACUGUUGGCGAGGAGACGUCUGUGGGGAUCCCGGAUAUCUCGUCUCGCACUCAAUCUGUUUGUGGGCUUGAUAUUGAUGGGAAGAUUAGUGGUGAACCUCCCAAUGAACCUGCUGCUCUGCCUUCUGAUGGUGGGGUUGUGUGUGAUGGAGAGGCGGUUGAUAUCCCUGAGGCUGUUUCUAUUGAUAUGGCAGCAACUAAUGAUCUAGUUGGGGUGCCCCUUCUGUUGUUUCCUCCCCACGCAGGGGUCCGUACUCUUUCUAGCAAGCUAGAUGGUCGAUUCCAGUAUGAUAAGAAAACGAAGUUGUUAGUUGGUCAUCCAUCCCCUGUUGUCAAUCAAGCUAACGUUUGCGUUGACCCUGAGGAACGCUUCCAAAAUUCACUGAAGAAACUCAAGGCGAUAAGUUCUAUUAGCAUUUAUGGUGGUGUUGCUCUGUCUAAUAAAGAUAUUUUGGAUUUAAUUGACCGGAAGAAAAAUCUUUCAAGCAAGGUUAUGGAUGCUCUCAUCAAGUUUAGUCGUCAUUUGUUGAGGACUGAUGAUGCUGAUGGCGAGAAACUUCGUGUUGAAUUCCUUGAUUCAAAGUUAGUUUCACAAUUCUGCCGUCAAUUCCCUAAGUUUUCCCGAUGCCCGUCCAAAACGGAGUUCCAAUUCCCAGCGCCUCUAAUUGAUCUCCUUUCCGGUGCUGGGGAAUCUGACCGUGUCCAGUUAUUCACGGAGGCUGAUUACUUGUAUCUGCCUUUUAACUUUGACAAGAAGCAUUGGGUAGCUUUAGCUGUUGAUCUUAACUCCCGGAAGAUCAUUGUCUUGGAUUCAAAUAUCCAACGCCGCAAAGAUUCUGCUAUUCAGGAUGAGCUUAUGCCUCUCACAGUAAUGCUGCCAUACCUUUUCAAACAGGCUGCCUUCAAUCCUCUUAUGAGUAACUGUCUGCAGGAUCCAUUUUCUAUAGAGCGUCUUCUUAUCAUUUCUCAGGUUGCUUCACCCCUUGAUACCGGCAUCUUCUCUAUAUUCCUGAUCCAUACUCAUGCUACCGGGGGUGUGUCUAAUGCGUGGAUUUCGAGGUUGGCGGCCUUCAAAGUGAAGUGAAAAAGUUAGUGUCGGCUUUAAUUCUCGCUGGCGGUUACUAGCUAACUCUAAUGUUAUCGAAAUCCUUUUUCAGUGGUGUUUAUGUUCAUCGGAUCCUGUCUCCCCUUCUUCUUUAUUGUGUUUAACUAGGAUUUUAUCCAAACUCUUCCCUUAAUAUCUUUGGAAUUGAACGUUUUAUUAUCGUAGCAUCGUAGUUUAUUAUCUCCUAUCAUAGUUAUCUGUUAUUGAAGAAGUUAACUUGGUAAUAAUAGACUAUCGUUAUC